Molecule: messenger RNA, 1347 nt
Organism: Alternaria incomplexa
Lineage: Eukaryota; Fungi; Ascomycota; Dothideomycetes; Pleosporales; Pleosporaceae
Gene: LGD1
Product: L-galactonate dehydratase
Exons: 4
Coding region: 1-1347 (448 amino acids)
Biological process (GO): carbohydrate catabolic process; amino acid catabolic process
Molecular function (GO): magnesium ion binding; L-fuconate dehydratase activity
Source: RefSeq, a predicted model, not a curated record
AUGGCCAUUACAAUCACAGGUGCUGAGACGAGGGAUGUGCGGUUUCCGACAUCCCUUGACAAGACUGGUUCCGAUGCUAUGAACGCAGCGGGAGACUACUCUUCAGCUUACUGUAUCCUACACACAGACUCUGAGUUCAAGGGUCAUGGUAUGACCUUCACAAUUGGCCGCGGUAACGAGAUUGUAUGCACCGCCAUCGCCUACCUUGCCGACCGCAUCAAGGGCCACACACUCGACUCACUAGUUGCCAACUGGGGAAAGACAUGGCGCCACUUGGUAAACGACUCUCAACUCCGGUGGAUUGGACCCGAAAAGGGUGUCAUCCACCUCGCUCUCGGUGCCGUCGUAAACGCCAUCUGGGAUCUCUGGGCCAAAUCGCUCGGCCAACCUGUAUGGCGCAUCGUUGCAGACAUGACACCCCAGCAAAUAGUCGACUUGAUCGAUUUCCGCUACAUCACCGAUGCCAUUACCCCCGAGGAGGCGCUGGAGAUCUUGACCAAAGCCGAAGCCGGUAAGAAAGAGCGACUCCAAGAAGCCCUUGAUAGCCGCGCUGUCCCCGCAUACACUACUUCUGCGGGAUGGCUCGGUUACGGUGAAGACAAGAUGCGUGGUCUUCUGAAGGAGACACUGUCAAAGGGCUACAAGCACUUCAAGCUCAAGGUCGGCAGCGAUAUUGCGCAAGAUAAGCAGCGUCUAAGCAUCGCACGAGAGAUCAUUGGUUUCGACAAGGGUAAUGUGCUCAUGGUAGAUGCGAACCAAGUCUGGAGUGUACCGGAGGCGAUUGAGUACAUGAAGGCGUUGAAGGAGUUCAAGCCGUGGUUUAUCGAGGAGCCCACCAGCCCUGAUGACGUCCUCGGCCACAAAGCGAUUCGCGAAGCCCUAAAGCCAUACAACAUCGGCGUCGCAACAGGAGAAAUGUGCCAAAACCGCGUCAUGUUCAAGCAAUUCCUCGCCUCAGGCGCCAUCGACAUUUGCCAAAUCGACGCCUGCCGUCUCGGUGGUGUCAACGAAGUCAUUGCCGUGCUCCUCAUGGCCGCCAAGUUCAACAUCCCCAUCGUACCGCACUCGGGUGGUGUCGGUCUACCAGAGUACACACAGCAUCUUUCCACCAUCGACUACGUUGUUGUGUCGGGGAAGAAGUCGGUGUUGGAGUACGUUGACCAUCUGCAUGAGCACUUUUUCCACCCGUCCAGGAUUGAGAACGGCUACUAUGUUACUCCUAUGGAUCCUGGUUACUCGGUUGAGAUGAAGCCUGAGAGUAUGGAUCGGUUUAGCUUCCCUGGUGGUAAGGAUGGGUGGUGGCAGAGUGAGGAGGCGAAGCCGAUUUUGGAGGGUAUUAAGAUCUAA